AUGGCCGCUGAAUGUACGGGCGCUCAGCGUCACCCCGACCCCGACCACCCGGACAUGGAGAAUAAAGACAUGGACGGACCGCACGGACGUAGCAACUCCCCCAGUGACAAUGAAUCAAUUGACUCGUCUAUGAUGGACGAAAAUGGUUUUGAAAUACCCCGGUAUCAUCUGAAACGUCGGCGCCGUAGUGCCUCCGGCUCCAGCAUCGAGACCGUCAUGUCCGCUUCUUCUCGUCAAGGUAAUGUGCCUCGCACUGUUCUCUUCCGGCCCUCAACCAAAGGGGACAGUGUUACUUCGCUUCGACUGGUGAAACUCGAAGAUUUUCUCAACUCUGAAGCUCCCAACGAACUAAGGGAAAUCCGAAUCAACCGUGCCCUCAACAUAGUGGCAGUGGAUGUCAAAACCAUCGCCGGCGUCACCCUGCUCCUCGCCCUCAACCGUCUCUGUACAAUGCCGGUUCGUGCUGCAAUGCCGACGCCCAAAUGUGCGAGUACCGGUGUUAUCCGCGUAGUCGACCUCUCACUCACUGACAGCGACUUGUGCCAACGCCUCCGUUCUCCAUUGGAUUUCCACAGCGUAAAGCGACGUGGAAAAGACUCCGAGCCGGUGAAAAUUGUCUUCGUAUCUUCGUCCCGUCCAUCAGUAGUUCACAUCGGCACUGUAAAGUGCCCGGUCUCCGCCUACAAGCCCAAGCCAACACAGUGUUUUAAAUGUGGGCGCUUCGGCCACGUGAAUGUGUCAUGCCCAAGGCCGGAACAGUGCCUUAUCUGUGCCGGUGACCACGCUACCAGCGCGUGCCCGGAAGGGAGUGUCCCGAAGUGCUCCAAUUGCGGCCUAGCACACUCUUCUGUCGACAAAACCUGUCCGGUGAAAAAACGGGAAACUGCUGCCCAUCGCUGCGGCUUGAAAGAAAGCAUACCAACCAGGAAAGCUCGGAAAAUGCUCAAGAAUAAGGGCCGCAUCCCCCAUCGUCUCUCGGACUCCUCCUCACUCCCUAACCGUGUGCCACCGAAAAAACAUCGACGCUAA
This is a messenger RNA of Ornithodoros turicata, 1029 nucleotides long. RefSeq lists its product as uncharacterized. Bases 1 to 1029 code for a protein of 342 amino acids. Gene Ontology annotation, molecular function: zinc ion binding; nucleic acid binding. The record is from RefSeq and is a predicted model, not a curated record. NCBI's taxonomy places the organism in Eukaryota, Metazoa, Arthropoda, Arachnida, Ixodida, Argasidae. The transcript has a single exon.